Molecule: messenger RNA, 2040 nt
Organism: Eriocheir sinensis (Chinese mitten crab)
Lineage: Eukaryota; Metazoa; Arthropoda; Malacostraca; Decapoda; Varunidae
Gene: Fibp
Product: acidic fibroblast growth factor intracellular-binding protein-like
Exons: 10
Coding region: 192-1304 (370 amino acids)
Cellular component (GO): nucleus
Source: RefSeq, a predicted model, not a curated record
AACUGCCUUCAUAUAUAUUUAUCGUUAAAAUGGUUAAUUGUUGGUGUUUUUUGGCAAUAGCUAUGGCUCAGAAACCGGUAAAUACGAGGCUCUGAGUACGAUAAUCUAGCACGGGUGAUCAAGACAGCACUCAGCACGCUCCUCGUCCUCUGCCUCAGCACCGUCCUCCUCGGCCUCAGCACCGAGUCAGCAUGAUCCCCGACGUGGACAUCUUCGUGGGGAACUACACGAUAAUAGACCAGGAGGUGUUUGAGCUCUGGGUGCAGGGAUACUCAGUGGUAGAGUGCGUGUCUGUUCUCCAGCAGCGAGGGGAGCUAGAGGUAUGGGGUGCGGCGCAGGACCUGUUAGCCUCAGACACUGGGGACCAUUACCGCACCUUUGGCAUGCUGGAGAAGUUACUGUUGACGCCUACCAAGCUGGCCGAGGAGUGGACCUUCCAGUUGGAGCCGGCUAUCCAGCGCUUGGUGAUUGAGAAGUAUUACGAGUUUGACGAUAUCGUAAUCCGCGAGAUCAUCGGCAAGAAGCUGUCGGGCCGCACCAGGAAGGACUUGGACGAUGUGGCGGAGAAGACGGGUGUGCUGCUGCGGUCGUGUCGGCGUCAGUUCGAUAAUGUUAAGCGGAUCUUCAAACUGGUGGACGAGAUGACGGGAUCGGUCGUGGCUAACAUACAGUCGGCCUUCCUGCUCCCCCUACCCCUGGCUAAAAAAUACGCGGCGAUCGUCUUCAUCAUAAACAACCGCUUCGAGACCAGCAAACGGAAGCUCAACUACCUCACCUUCGAAGACUUCUCGGUGUGCGCGUCGCUGAUGAUGUCGAGCUGGACCACUGCAAGCCCCCUCGCUCCCACUGCCGCCCCGGACAUGAGGGACGACACCGACUUCGACCGAGACUUCCUCAUCGAGCUCCGGGAUUUUAAGCUCCUCAUCGACCGGGAGAAGGAGCACAGGAACGUCACCCUAAGUCACCUACGAGGCAAGAUCCCUGACCGCAUGUGCUCCGAGGUCGAAAGCAACUUCAAAACAUACUCGCGAGGGAUCAUAAACAUCGGCUGCUCCCUCAACAACUCGCGUGACCUCCGGGACUUCUUCGUGGACGCGGUGGAGCGAGUCGUGGAGCCGUGUCGCCAGGCUCGGUGGAGGGCGCCGGAGCUGGAGAUCUUUCUGAAGGUGUAUGCUGAGGCUGGAUCCGCCCUCGACAUUAUGGCGAGAAAACACAGAGGAAAAAGUGACCACUCGCUCCGCCUGACGUGGGAGCGCUACAUGAACACGAUGCGGGUGUGUGUGUCGCAGCUGUACCACUCGUGACGCCACGCCCCGCCCCUACGCCUCACUCGCACCGCCACCGUGCAGGAGAAGGUGGUGCUGCCGGCGACGGACUGACACACGCUGAACGACGUGCCCAGAAGGUGCAGCCUCUUCGUAAGCAAGAAUAAGGGCUCGGCCGCAUCAGCUCACCGGCAGUUAAGCCUAGACUAACAUAAUGCAUCUGGCUGCUUGAGCGCCGACCGAGCUCACGCGUCUCGGCUCCAGCAAAGUCCGGGCUGCACCGACGGGUACCCUAGGCAACACAGUAAGUAGGUAGCCCCUGACGCCCUGUACCCCCUCGUCAGGACACCCCAUAGCCGAGUCGGUCACCACACAGUCAUUCACACCUUGGGGUCUUCGGUUCGUGUCCUGUGUUGGUCUCCGUGAGUCAGUGAUCGCAGGCAUGAGGCAAGGAACAAGACUUAAAGAAUUGCGUCAUUGUGAGAGAAUAAACUUUGUCUGCGCUACCCAGUAAAAUUUAAAUAGGUUAUGGAGAGAGAAAAUUAAAUAGUGGACUGUUUUUCGCGCCUGUGACUUUCCAGGUGACCGUAUUUGCAUUGUGUGUGAGGGAGGGCUGCGCAGGAAGGCUGUACAACACACUUAACUUAGUUCUGUCCACAGACUCACAUCACAGACAAACUUGUGUUCCUGGAAAACAUUGUAAUUUGUUAUGUUAAAAAUAUGUUUUGCAGGAACACUGUUUGUAUGGGACAUGAAAGGAAAGGGUUGUGUAUUA